AUGUCUGACGACGGUUCAAAGAGACCAUCUUUUAUUAGAAGAAGUCGUUAUGGCAUCUUAGGCGAAAGUUAUCAAAUUCUACGGGUCGUACAAUUCAUGACACUAAUCACAAUCAUUGGCCUAACAGCCAACUUCGUUGCAAAAAUUGUUGAUGACAAUACCAGCCCCCCUGCUCUUUUAAUCAGCAUCCUUGCUCUGGUAUGUCUCGCAGCCCUCUACCUAAUCAUCCUCGCCAUUCUAUUCUGGGACCAAAAAGUGACCUACACCUGGGCACUGGCUUUCGACUCCGUGAUACUAGCUGGUCUCCUAAUCAUUGCCGUUAUUGCUGGAAAACCUCUCUCAUACGUCAAGUGCAACGACAUUGGCGGCUCCGGCGAUGCUUCUGCUUUUGCUUCCACUCUCGCCAGUUUUCUGAAUACUGUGUCUGGAAAGGUUAUUUAUACCGACUUUAUUGCAGCAUCUAAACAGAUCUGCAAUGAGAUGAAAGCUAUCUGGGGGUUGGUGAUUGCUAGUUGUAUUUUUUUUGCGUUCACUGUCUUGACCGGGGUUAUUCUUUUCUUCUUCAGCAGGAGAGCUAAGAAAGGAGAACCUCUGGGACCGUGA
Messenger RNA from Talaromyces proteolyticus, 603 nucleotides. RefSeq lists its product as uncharacterized. The transcript is spliced from 3 exons. Bases 1 to 603 code for a protein of 200 amino acids. Lineage: Eukaryota; Fungi; Ascomycota; Eurotiomycetes; Eurotiales; Trichocomaceae. The record is from RefSeq and is a predicted model, not a curated record.